AUGUCGUUUCCUCGCGCACCCGCCAUUUUGAAGGAGGACCUAUAUGUUGAUGACAUACGCACUGGCGCGUCUACGGAGAGAGAGACUCUCCUUUUGCGUGACGAGUUGAUUGGAAAACUAGCCUCCGCAGGAUAUGAGUUGCGUAAAUGGAUCUCCAACUUGCCUGCGCUCUUGGAUGGGCUACCAUGUGACCACCGACCGAUGAACCAAAAUAGACGAGACAGUACAAAGACUAACGGGAAAUCUAAUGUUGAUUUAAAAAUAAAU
Molecule: messenger RNA, 267 nt
Organism: Brenthis ino (lesser marbled fritillary)
Lineage: Eukaryota; Metazoa; Arthropoda; Insecta; Lepidoptera; Nymphalidae
Source: the annotation of a GenBank genome assembly